This is a messenger RNA of Brachypodium distachyon (stiff brome), 830 nucleotides long. RefSeq lists its product as uncharacterized. The coding region runs from base 119 to 619 and encodes 166 amino acids. The record is from RefSeq and is a predicted model, not a curated record. NCBI's taxonomy places the organism in Eukaryota, Viridiplantae, Streptophyta, Magnoliopsida, Poales, Poaceae. The transcript is spliced from 3 exons.
CGGACUCGGAACGGUGUCUCUCGUCUCAACAUGUAUAUACGAGGAGGGGCCGGUGGCAGACAGAAAACAAGUCCUCCUAAUCCAGCAGGCGGAACAAUCCGGGAAAGCGAAAUCAGCGAUGGCGGCGGCGCUUCGGUGCGCGGUGAGGAGGCUGGGCCUGGGCGGCCGCGCGCUCCAGCGGCCGGCCGUCUCACAGCGUGUUGAGGAUAACCCAAGCGGUCAGAUUGCGUCUCUUCUCGCCGGUCGGUCUAGGUCAAUCUCCUCCGCUGCUGCUCACUCACCAAACGGCAACCCAAAGCAUCCGUGUGCUUCUAAUCAGAAACAGACAGAAUACCUUGUGAGUACUCACCUGAAGCAAAUACAGAAGAAGAAAGAGGAGCUGUUCAAUCUGAUCGCUGAGCUGGACAGUAAACUCCCGUCUCACUGCAACAGAGAUAACAGAGAACUGCUCAUGGAUCUUUCUGCACAUGUCCAACCCAAACCCAAUGACCCCCAAUGGCGCUGGUAUGGAGGAGCGAAAAGAUGCAAGAAUUAUGUGAUAUAUGGGGGAAUGUUGUUUCUUGGCUACUUGUCCGUGUCGGACGAGAUCUCAGCGUUGUAUGCUGUACUCAUGGAGUAGUUUCCCAUCACAUUAUCAGAGUAUGAAGUUACUACUCUUCCUUUGGAUCUUUGCUCCUUUUUAAGGCUGAAUUGUUCGCCAUUUUUAUGUUCCCCAACAAGUGAUUAGUCAUGUUUAGGUCUCCCUGUUGUGAGACGGUUCACGAAUCUGAAACUGUGCGACCAUGGUUCUGAAUUUAUGUGUAAAAAUGGAGUGAGCAUUGAUAAGUUCA